AUGUUUAAAGCUAAGAAUCGUUUUGCAGACGCUGUUGUGAUGGGCGAUGAAGCCAUUAUGGCUCCAAAGGCUCAUGGAACCUCAAACGUCCCUGUUCAGUCGAAAUUACGUUGGGGCUGUGACACAGAUACAGCCGACCGCAUUUGCAACUUUAACAGGCACUACGCAGAACACAGUGGAUACUUUGAGAAGACUUCGUUCGUGAAGGACGCGAGCGCUACCUCUGGAGAAAUCAAUUUUUACGACUCCAAUACAGGCAAGCUUUUGUUUACCGCCCCCAAAGCAUUUCUGAUCGCUAUCUUAAUUUAUCUUUCAGAGCGUACGAUGGAGGAGUUCUUAGUCGAGAGUCGUGCGCACGGCUGGCCGAGCUUUCGUGACGAAGAAGUAAACUGGGAGUUUGUUCGCUGUUUGCCGAAUGGCGAAGUGGUGAGUGUGGACGGAACCCAUCUCGGACACAACCUGCCUGACGGGAAAGGAUCCCGGCACUGCAUCAAUCUUGUUUGUGUCGCUGGACACCCUGCCGAAAACUAG
Molecule: messenger RNA, 531 nt
Organism: Phaeodactylum tricornutum CCAP 1055/1
Lineage: Eukaryota; Bacillariophyta; Bacillariophyceae; Surirellales; Neidiaceae
Exons: 8
Coding region: 1-531 (176 amino acids)
Source: RefSeq, a predicted model, not a curated record